GGGCAGAGGAGGAGGAGGAGGAGGCGGCGGCGGCGGCCGCGGUGUUGAGGGUCGGCUCGUUCGCCCUCCUGAGGCGACCCUCGCCGCCCCGGCAGCGCCACCACGGAGGCCCCACGGCGGAGGCGGAGGCGACGGAGGCGGCUCCGGAGCCCCGAAGAGGACGGGGCCGCCGCCAUGGAGUCCCCCGCGCAGCUGAAGGACCGCAUCCUGGAGAACAUCUCGCUCUCCGUCAAGAAGCUGCAGAGCUACUUUGCCGCCUGCGAGGACGAGACCCCCGCCAUCAGGAACCACGACACGGUCCUGCAGCGUCUCUGCGAACACCUGGACCACGCCUUGCUUUACGGGCUGCAAGACCUUCCUUCGGGCUACUGGGUCUUGGUGGUCCACUUUACCCGCCGAGAGGCCAUUGAACAGAUUGAACUGCUGGAGCACGUGACCACCAAUUUGGGGCGCAGCCGAGCAUGGCUGUACCUGGCCCUGAACGAGAACUCUCUGGAGAGCUACCUCCGCCUCUUCCAGGAGAACCUGCCGCUGCUGCAGAAGCAUUAUGUCAGAAAUGCCCUGGUCUGCAGCCACGACCACCUGACACUCUUCCUCACCUUGGUGGCCGGCCUGGAGUUUAUUCGAUUUGACCUGGACUUGGACGCCCCUUACCUGGACUUGGCCCCCUACAUGCCAGAUUACUACAAGCCCCAGUACCUGCUGGACUUCGAGGACCGCCUGCCCAGCUCCGUCCACGGGUCAGACAGCCUCUCCCUCAACUCCUUCAACUCGGUGACGUCCACCAACCUGGAGUGGGAUGACAGUGCCAUCGCCCCCUCCAGCGAGGAUUAUGAUUUUGGAGAAGUCUUUCCUGCAGUGCCGUCCAUGCCUACCACAGCAUGGGAAGAAGGAGACCUGACCGAUACGCUCAGCUGCCCACGUUCCGUGGCCUCCGAGGUGAACAGCAGCCGCGCUUCAGCCAAGAGCCCCACCCAGCGCUACAACCCUUUCGACGGGAAGGCGGAAGGGCCAUCGUCUGCCGAGAGCACCCCAGUGCACGCUGCCUCACUAAAGGCCGACCUCGUGCCCGAAGGCACCGAUCAGUCUGAGAGCUGCACGGAGCUGGAGGUCAUCAGGCUGGCUAAAAAGAAGAAAACAAGCAAGAAGAAGAAAGUGAAGGCGGAAGAGGCCGCUGUCCCCUCCCUCCCUGCUCCCGCUGGGGACCAGGCUGUGGGCAAGGAGGCCGGGCGGCCGUGGACCACCCCAGAGUCCGGCCUUGCGGUCAGCACUGAGGCGCCAGCCCUCUGCCAACUGGGGCUCCAGAUCCCCGAAAUGAAGGACACGGCCAUGGAGCGGGUGGGGCAGGCCCUCAGCAAGGUGAUCGACUCGCUGGAAGCGACGGACGGGUGGAGCCGCCCCCUGGAGCCCCCGGACCAGUCCUUUCGGACCGGCUUGCCAGGGGAGCCCCCUUCGGAAGGGCCAUCCCUUGGCGGCUUUGGUCAGGGUCUGCCGGCCCCCAUGGACUUCUACCGCUUUACCGUCGAGAGUCCAAACGCUCCUGCAACAGGUGGUGGCCACCAUGACCCUGCAGGGCAUGGUGAACCGCCACAUGUUCCUGGUGGCCCUGAAGCUCCUGGACAAGCGGAAGAAGGAGGAGGAGGCGGGGAGGCUGCUGGGCCAGCCGUAGCCGGCUCGCCGGGAGAAGCCGUGGCGACGGCCAGUGUGGCGGCCCUCAGCAGGCUGAAGGAGGAUCGGGCGAGCCCUUCCCCGAGCAGCGCCGAGGACUCUGGAGUGGAGGAGGGGCAGGGCAGCCCGUCGGAGGCUUCCCAUCCCUCCGAGUUCAGGGUAGACAACAAUCACUUGCUUCUCUUGAUGAUCCACGUCUUUCGCGAGAACGAGGAGCAACUCUUCCGGAUGAUCCGGAUGAGCACAGGGCACAUGGAAGGGAACCUCCAGCUCCUUUACCUGCUGCUGACCGACUGUUACAUGUACCUCAUCCGAAAAGGAGCCGCUGAGAAGCCCUACUUGGUGGAGGAGGCUGUGUCUUAUAAUGAGCUGGACUACAUCUCUGUGGGUCUGGAUCAGCAAACGGUUACUUUGGUCUGCACCAACCGUCGGAAGCAGUUCCUGCUGGACACGGCGGACGCUACCCUGACUGAGUUCUUCCUGACCUGUCUGAAGUCCGCCAUGAUCAAAGGCUGCCGUGAGCCACCGUACCCCAGUAUCCUGACUGACGCCACCAUGGAAAAACUGGCGCUGGCCAAAUUUGUGGCUCAGGAAUCUAAGCAAGAGAUCUCGGAAGUGGUGGUCCACUUCUAUGGCCUUGUUCACUGGGAAGACCCCCUGGAUGAAGGCCCACCUUCGUCUCACUACGUGUCCACCGAAAACUGCAUCGUCAAGGAAGGUGUGCUGAAUUACAAGGCAGGAACCAAUUACCUGGGGAAAGAAAUCUGGAAGUCUUGCUUUGUGGUGCUCAGCAACGGCAUCUUGUACCAGUUCCCAGACCGGACGGACGUCACUCCGCUGCUGUCUGUCAAUAUGGGCGGAGAGCAGUGUGGCGGGUGCCGAAGGUCGAGCGCCACGGACCGGCCCCACUCCUUCCAGGUCAUUUUGACUGAGCGCCCUUCCCUGGAGCUAAGCGCAGAAAACGAAGAGGAGAUGGCCGAUUGGAUGCUGUACUUAUGCCAGGCGGUCUCCCAGGGGGUCAUCCCCCAGGGUGUGGCCCCUGCACCCUGCGUCCCCUGCUGCCUGGUGCUGACGGAGCAGAAACUCUUCACCUGCCACGAGGACUGCCAGACCGGCUUCUUCCGCUCCCUGGCCACUGCUGAGCUGGCGGAGGUGGCUUCCGUCUCCACGGAGCCCGGCUGGGAAUAUUGUCUCCUGGAGUUUGCCCAGGAACAAAAGCAGUACGUGCCGCCAUGGGUCCUCUAUCUCAGCUGCCCUGCAGAGCUGGAGCGGUUCCUGCUGGCGCUGGACGCUGUGUGGAAGAGCACCUACCAGGUGGACCUCCUGCACAAGCCCCUCGAGGACAGCUCCAUCCGAAAGAAAUGCGAGGACGCGCUGAGCCUGAUCCACAGCACGUGGCAGCGCAGCGACAGCCUGUGCCGCGGACGCGCUUCCCGGGACCCCUGGUGCUAGCCUCCCAGGAGACGAAGAACGGCCCGAUCCCACCAGGCGGAAGCACGGCGGGCAGCGCACGAACCGGGAGGGGAGGGGGAAACCUGAGGCAGAGGAGGGGGGGCGCGCAUGGGCCUCGCUCGUUUGGACACUCCGCGAUCCUCCCCCGGAACCCGGGGUCUCUUUGCUACCGCUGGCUAUUGGCUCCGCCUCGCGCGCACCGUUUGGGCCGGUGGUUUAUACGACAAGUUUUUUGCGCCACGGGGUGGGUUGUGUCUCAGUCGGGACUCCGGGUACAAGUGGGAGUGGGAAGCAGGAGCUCUGGGCCGCCACUCCCAGGCGGGAAGGGUCCCGUGGACGGCGGAGUAGCCGUGAAGAAGGAUGGUGAGGUUAGGG
This is a messenger RNA of Notechis scutatus (mainland tiger snake), 3495 nucleotides long. The record is from RefSeq and is a predicted model, not a curated record. Lineage: Eukaryota; Metazoa; Chordata; Lepidosauria; Squamata; Elapidae.